UGAAAAGCGGGACACACUGUAUAAUAUCAGGAACUUUGAAUAGUUUGAAUACUAGUAUUUUCAAGAAAUUUUUGAUUCUUGAGUUAGAAAUAUGGAUUAGUUUUUUAGGGUAAUAAAACACACACAGAAUAAUAAGAUAAAUAUUUCUUUUUAUUUAUUUGUAGUAAAAAAUCAUAAUUGUUUUUAGCUCCAGCAGCAUCGAUUUUUGCAUUCAUGUGUUGACUUGUUCAAAAAGUUUCCAAUAUUAGAACAAGUUUAACCAAGGAUUUCAAAUAAUCAAAGUCCAGGAACAAUUUGCGCAAUCUCUGCGCAACAUAAAGACGCAGGACAGGAUAUUUUAUUUGCCAUUUUUCAUUCCUUUAUUUUUGUUUAAACAGUGGCUGCACCAUAACUGUACAUUGCAGUGCAUUUUUUUAUAUUAGGUUCUUAAUUAGAGGUUUCAAUGUUCGCAAUUAUAUCAAUAAUCAAAUGUUUGUAGUUUAUUUUUUGGUGCAUACACCCAAAAAAUAAAACCUGAAUUAGAUCCAGUAGCAUACUCACAAUAGAAGGCUAGUCAAAAUAGGGUGCAUUAACAACAAAAUAUUUGCAUACCUACAUUAAGCAUUUUAAUCUAUUUAUUAUUACAAACCUUCCCAGAAUAUUUGAAUGUGUAUCUAUUAUUCUGAGGUUGUAAUUAGUCUGGGUUCAGGGAUUAUUACAAUGAAGAAAUAUUUUGAAAUAUGCUAAUGCCGCCUAGGUAGAAAAUCAAUAAUUUGCAUCUGAGCGAAUAUUAGCAUAUUGUAGCCAGCCAACACCCUUUCAAGGUUUCUAUGAAAUUGCAUACCUGGGAUUGUGAGGUUAAUGUGCAAAUUAUAUGAUAACUUUUUAGAAAAAAGUUAUUUAUAAAAAAUAUAGACAAUCAUAAAUGAAUUAAUAUGAUCAAUAUAUUUUCUAAAUUGCAUACAGGAUAAUGAUAUCAAAAAUAAUAAACAAAAACAGCAAUAAUACUCUUAGUUCUCAGAACACUCGAAAGUAUUAUCUAGAGUAAACGAAUAAGAUGGAAUUUGCUCAACCUGAAACAAAAGUAAUAAAAUGAGCCUUACAACAAUUACCACGCCACAAAUUCCGCAUUUGUUGGUCAAGGUUAAAAGUAGAAAUCAAUGAGAAACAAAAUUUCAGACGAAAAUUGCGCAACUAACUACGUACUGAAUAUAUUUCCCAUUAUAACCCUAAUUUACCUAUAUUGAUUGAGGGAGAAAAGGGGGCCAUGAGCAUGUCUUUUUUUCAUUGAAAAAAGAUCAGGGAUACCUACACUUUUAACUUUUGUCCCAUGUCCUGUAUGAAAUUAGCGGCCUGUUGUCUGCAUUGUAAUUCCUUAUAGGCGUCGAAACCACAUUUCCUUGAUGGUGUAUUUUCCAACUGCUCUUUAGUAAAAUACCAUUUAUCGCUACAACUACCAGGACUAGGGCUCGGGCUCGGGCCUGCCAUUUACACUUACACGACACGAAAAUGUGGUCAGUGAAAUAGAUGGCGCUACGUUUUAUUAUUAUAGUGAAAUUUCGAUUCAUUGAAUAGUAAAUUUACAAUUGAAAAGCAUCGCUUUUUCAAAUAAAUGAUCACGCCUAUUUAAUGGGACUUUUGUCAAUCACUAGCACGAGUUUUGAAAAUGUAAUAAAGUCCCUUUGAUAAUCGUGUAUGCGUCACUUCUAUAUUGGGAUUUCCACGAAGUCCAACUCCCGUCACAAAGUUAGUGAUUUUAAGUGGUUUUUCGAGAGUUAAAUACGAAAAGUUAGUGUGAACGUGUCGAGUACGGUUUGCUUUAGAGUUUGCGAUAAUUUUUAUAUGCGAAAUAAGGUAAAUUAUUAAUAAAUUUGUAAAAUACAUACACGGCAGUCGUGGAAAGAUGUUAUUCACUGCUCGAUGGCCGACCUACCACGGUAAGUACAACUGUCAACACUGUCUAUUUUCUACUAAAUAUUUUUCAAGUAUUGGCACUAGAAAGUGUCCGUUAAAUCACUUUUUAAUUUAAAACACACAAAUUCCCAUCAAAUAAGGCCGAAUAGUCACUCAAAUGCUUUAAAGAAAACAUUAAACUGCCUAAAAAUCAUUUUGGAGGUUGACACUUUUGACUGACAAGAUAACGGAAAUGGGUUAGAUUAUUCUCAAUUCUCAUUGGUCGACCUCGUUGUAAUUAAGGCGGGAAGUACGAACAUCUAAAUCUGAUUGGGUGGGAGCUUUACCUGUACGCCAUCUGGUGCCUUAUCGAUUUAAUUGUUUGAACAUAACCCGAAAAAAAAAAAAAAACACAAAACAAAUUAUAAAUAAUAAUAAUUAUGAAUUUUUCAGCAAAUAGUGGAAUAUUUUAAAUAAAAUAAUAAUGUCCCGAAAUGAACAAGUCCUAAGGGCUCAAGUGAAGAUGGAACUGAAGGAUAAAAGGCGAUGCGCCUACCAGCCCUACGAGUGUUCCCAUUUGAAUGUGGAGGGCUCCAAAUAUUGUUUGAAACACAUAUUGCAAGACAAAAAUGCCGCCUUCAGGCAAUGCAAUUUCUUCUAUCAGAGCAGCGGCAAAAGGUGCCAUCGGGCAGCCGCCAAGAAGGAGAAAAAAGAACAUGGCUAUUGCAGCGAGCAUUCCAUAAAAGCAGCUUUACAAGUUAACAAAAAACAAUCCGCCAAUCGACCACCUGUAACUGCGGAAUCUUUGCUGAGCAAUCUAACUCUCUAUCUCAAGCAGCAAAAAAAAUCUUCUAGUCAUGAAAAUGCAGAAGACCAAGGCACAAUUGUUGAGCCUCCUGACCCGACUGCUUUUGAUGUGACCACUAUCUUUAAUGACCGCUGUAAAGAAGUCCUGGACAUGUGCAGUGACUCAGAAAGUGACGUUGAAGCUGCUACUAAUGCUGGAGUGUGGCAUGAUGCUCAGGCUGAUAGUUCAGACAAUGAAAGUAUUGACUCUGAACAGGAAGAUCCUUUGAAGCACGCAAACGUGUAUACGUCAGAAGAAAUCACUUUUAAGGCAAGAGAUCAAUUGAUAAAGCUGCAUAGUCACUAUGUUGAACAGUUUGAUCAUUUGCACAAUCAGAUGAGGGAAAUAAAACGAAAUUAUAUUUAUAAUCUCAAGAGGGAAAAGGAAACUUGCUGUAAUAUCUAUAGCCAAAUUCGUGAACAUCCAAAAGAACAAAGAUUAUACAAAAAAUUGAAGCGUUUUGGUAAUUACAAUAAAUCUUCUGGUGAAGAUGCCAUCAAUACUAGGCGUUUACAUGAUUUAAGAAAGAGGAUGCGAGGUGUAAAGUCCUAUUUCUCCCGGUGUUUAUUUACAGAAGAUGGAGUGAAAUGUUGUCAAAAACCCAUUUAUCUGGCAAAACAUUGCCGGAAACAUAUAACAGAGGAUGCAAAUCAAGCGCUUUAUGUAGCUUGCGGAAAAGUCAAUUUUGACGUCAAAUGUAAUCUGGCCCUUGAAGGUCUUUUUGAAGACAGUGCUUGCAAAAUUCAUAAGGUUUUUCCCAUGAUAAGAUCUUAUAGCCAAGCAAGAACUUCUCUAGGAAAUAAACUUAUAGAGAAAGACUCUGAAUCUGAUCCGGAUGAUACAUUGGAUCUACCCCCUCAUUUCGCUAUGCCAACAUCUGACAGCAUCAAAACUGAAACAAUGGAUUAUUCCUUAUCAUCUCUAACAAAAAUGGAAACUCUGCCUUCUCUACUAUUUGAAGACAGUGCAGAAAGCUUGUCUUCUACCUUACAGUAUUCUACUUCGGAAUUUACAGAAACUUUUGCAGAACACAAUUCGUCUGAUUUGCAAGAGAGCAACAAUACUGCCAAUUCAAAUGUUAUCGAUGAUAUUGGAUUGGCUGAAUCAGAGGCAAAAAUUGUGGAGGAGACAAAGACAAGUGACGACAUAUUUCAGUUUAAAAUUCAAAAUUUCAAUGACGAACCAGAAUUAGAGCAAAAGCAAGAGGAAGAAGAAACUGUUACAAAUAAAGAAACUCAGAUUGCAGAGAAUAAACAAGAGGAAUUGAAGAUUUCUGAAGAAACUCUUACAAAUAGCGAAACUACAGAGUCUGUUUCUGAGAUUGCGGAGAAUAUUCUAGAGGCAGCAGAAAUUGAAACUACAAAUAUUGAUGUGAGUCGUGAAGAUUCUUCAAACCAUGUUGGGUUUAUGGAAGAAGAGAAUAAAAGUGAUGAAAAAAUGGAAGUUGAUGGAUAAAAUUGUUUCAUUUAGAUUAAUAAUAUAAUAAGUAAAGAUUAGAGUUGGU
This is a messenger RNA of Ceutorhynchus assimilis (cabbage seed weevil), 4223 nucleotides long. The record is from the annotation of a GenBank genome assembly. NCBI's taxonomy places the organism in Eukaryota, Metazoa, Arthropoda, Insecta, Coleoptera, Curculionidae.